AUGGAAACUAUAGCUCAAAACAUGUGGGAAUGUGUUAUCAACAGUAAUUUGGGAGCAUUGAAAAAAAUGCUGAAAUGUGGAAUCGAUCCCAAUAUCACUGAUGAGAAUGGAGAACCUCUGAUUUUUACCAUUAUUGUUAAUGGAGAUUUGGAAUCACUGAAAAUGUUGUUGGCUUACUGUGAUGUCAACAUUGAAAACAAAGAUGGAAGAUCUGCUCUGAUGCUGGCUAUUGAAAUGGACGAUGUGGAAAUGAUCAAAGCAUUGAUCAAAGCAGGGGCUCGAGUAAACAAGAGUGAUAAUUCCGGUAAAACUCCCUUGUUAUUGGCUUUGGAGGAAGGAAAAUUCAAAAUCGCUGAAUAUCUUAUCAAACACGGAAGUGACGUGAAUGAAAUGGAUUGUCUUGGUCAAACAGCCCUACAUCUUGUUGCCACGGGGGAACACAAUGACUGUACGAAAAUCGUUAAAAUCCUGUUUCACUGCGGAUACGUGAUGAAAGAGGCUGAUAAGUGGAUAUGUGCUGAGGAUCUGAUAGGCAGUAAACGUCUUCAGUCUAAAAACGCAAAACUGCUUCACAAAAUCAAAAGAUUUUGGAAGAGUUUCGUACGGGAAGACAAUGUGAUACCAAGAGAGUCUUGA
This is a messenger RNA of Ostrea edulis (European flat oyster), 636 nucleotides long. Its product is annotated as ankycorbin-like. Gene Ontology annotation, cellular component: nucleus. The transcript is spliced from 2 exons. Gene Ontology annotation, biological process: regulation of gene expression. NCBI's taxonomy places the organism in Eukaryota, Metazoa, Mollusca, Bivalvia, Ostreida, Ostreidae. The coding region runs from base 1 to 636 and encodes 211 amino acids. Gene Ontology annotation, molecular function: protein binding. The record is from RefSeq and is a predicted model, not a curated record.